AUGACAGUGAAUUGUAUUAAACUACUAUUAAUCCGAGAAUACACUGUUUUAUUGGCGACCAAACGUUCAUUAUCAACAGAUAUAUUCGAUUUAGUACGUGGCAUGGCAUCAUCAUCAUCAAAAAAAAAGAACACCUCACACACGGAUCAAAUAAUAAAAUCAAAAAAGAUUAUCAAAGACCAGGGACAACAGUUAGGAAUAAGUUCACGUAUAAAUUUACAAGUUGUAGCCAAUGGAUAUGCCGGAACAAAAAAAUCUGUUCUUCUAAGUACAGAUCAAACAAAUUAUUUAUUUAAUUGUGGUGAAUCAACACAACGUAUAUUAACAGAGAAAAAUGGUUGGGAUAUGAAAUUUUCGAAAAUAAGUCAAUUAUUUGUCACACGAAAAUCAUGGGAUACACUGGGUGGUAUUGUAGGAUUAUGUAUCAGUUUAAAAGAAUCAAAAUCAACCGAUAUUACAUUUCAUGCACCAUGUGAUAUGCUUGAUCUUUUGAAACAUUGGAAAGGUUUAGAUGGUUUUCCAAAUAUGACAAUUGGUAAAGAUAUUGUUAUACUGUUAUAUAUUUCUACUAAAAAUCAUUCCUUCUUUAUUUUUAAAGAUCAACAUGAUUAUCAAAAGGCUGAUUUUAUUGAUUCUAAUUUUAAAAUUCGUGCAAUUCCAUUAAGAUCAACAAAUUUUUUUACACAUCAGGAAAAUAAGCGACAACGUUUAACAUCUGACAAUGAUCUUGCUGACUUUCAGUUGUAUCCUCACGAUUUAGUUUAUGCUUAUCUGUGUGAAACUCAACCAUAUCCGUCAACUCUAUCGCCAGAACUUUGUGCCUUUCACGGUGUUCCAUUUAAUCAUUUACGUACACAAUUAAAGAAUGGAGAAGAUGUGACUCUAGAAAAUGGUCGUAUAAUUCGAUCUGUCGAUGUUGUAUUACCUGUUGAGCCUCCGGUAAAAGUUUUAGUUUUGGAUUGUCCGUCAUUGUGUUAUAUGGAUGCCAUUGAAAAAAGUGAAAUAAACAAUCAUAAAUAUCAUGCCAUUAUUCAUAUGACUUCACAUGAUCUAUUGACAAAUGCAGCAUAUCGUUCUGAGAUGAAAAAAAUGAACACAACGCAUCAUAUUUUCCUAGAUGAAAAUCAAAAAAAUGUUCAUAGUGAUGCUCUCUAUCGUUAUCAGUCACAAUUGAAUUAUAUAGAUGAUGGUUUAUUUCCUCUACUAAGUUAUCAAACAAUAUUGAAAGAGGGUAUUGCAUUGCCAGCACCAAUUGAUAACAUAAGUCAAGGUAUAACAAGUACCAGAAUCUCAUUACGUCCCGUUUUAGGCCCAGAUAAUUCAAAACAAUAUUUAGUACAGCCAGAAGUAAACAUUGAAGCAAUGUUGGAAAAUGAACAAUUUAAAGAAACAUUUGAAGCUGUUAAACAACAAAUAACAGCCAUGCAUGAAAUAGCAAAAACUGGUCAUAGUAUACCAGAAAUUGUCUUUUUGGGUACAGGAUCAGCAUGUCCUAGUAAACCAAGAAAUAUUAGUGGAAUACUUAUUCAUAUUAAUUCCACAUGCUCUAUGAUAUUAGAUUGUGGCGAAGGUACAAUAGGUCAAAUACAUCGUUUUUAUGGUGAACAAACGAAUGAAAUAUUAUCACAAAUAAAAUUAAUAUUUAUUUCACAUAUGCACAGUGAUCAUCUCGGCGGUUUAUACGGACUAAUCCGUGCCCGUCGUCAAGCAUUCGAACAUCUACAACUGCCCUAUGAAAACGUUUUAUUACUAUGCCCAAAUAAAUUGUCCGAAGUUGGUCGACGACAAUGGUCAUUUUUUAAUGAACAUGAAUUCCAAGAUGAUGUAACACUUGUUUAUAAUCGUUCUCUAACGAAUGGGACAUUAGCAUUAAAUGACUCAGAAAAAUUAACAGAUAACGAUAAAGAGAUGGAGAAAUAUCUGUUGAAAACAUUAGAACAUAUUGGAAUGAAAUUAAUACAAACUGUACUAGUCGAACAUAUUUAUGACGCUCAUGCCGUGGUUUUGAAACAUAUUGAUGGAUGGUCUUUAGCAUUUAGUGGUGAUUGUCGACCAUCGUUAGAUUUUAUUAAAGCGGGUCAAAAUUGUGAUGUUCUCAUUCAUGAAGCAACAUAUGAAGAUGGUUUGGAAAUAUAUGCAUCUCAAAUGCGUCAUUGUACAAUGUCACAAGCUGUCGAUGUUGGAAAACAAAUGAAUGCUAAAUUUAUUAUAUUAUGGCAUUUCAGUCAACGUUAUGCAAAAGUACCAUAUAUGAAACGCACACCUGAUCUAAAAUUAGAGAAUGUUUGCUUGUCAUUUGAUAAUAUGAGAAUAAAAUUGUCCGAUUUACCACGUGCAUGCAAAUUGACCGGAACAUUUGAAAGUUUAUUCAUUAAAGAACAAGUGCUAUAUGAACGACGCAGUCAACGACGUGAAAGAGAUCCAGAAGUAUUAAUGAACAAUGAGCGAAUAAAUUCACAAAAUAAACGACGAGAUCAACGAUAUGCAGUUCCAACUCAACAAUCCACGGAUGUUGUUCAAGAAAAACCACGUGAACAAGAAUCUGUCAACGAACCCCAUGAAAAAAUUAUUCCAUUGUUAGUGCAACGACGUCAUCCUAAUUCUCAACAACGUCUUGAACAAUUAGUUAUUGAUGCUUGGAAUCAAAUUCCACAAUCUGUAAUACGUGGUUAUAUUGACCAUAUUCAAGAUGUUUGUUAUCAAGUAAUAGCGACUCAAGGCUGGGAAAGUUUGGGAUGA
Didymodactylos carnosus is the source of this 2739-nucleotide messenger RNA. The record is from the annotation of a GenBank genome assembly. NCBI's taxonomy places the organism in Eukaryota, Metazoa, Rotifera, Eurotatoria, Philodinida, Philodinidae.